UGAUAAGGGCAGUCCUAAAACCAAUGUGUUUGCGGGCAGGCUUUGCGUGGGUGCUGACCAGAAAGGCGCCGGUAUUUUAAAAAAUUCGUCGCCUUUUCCGAGUUUUGAAGACACCCUAUUGCUGCUUCACGAAGUCUCCGGAUGAUCGAUGCCCACGACUGCCGCCAGUCCAGUUCAAAGUAUGACCUCUUCCGAACCGCAAACAGAUUCGACGGCGCCAGCUGCAGAUCAGCAGUCGAUUGACGACAUCGUCUACCAGCUUCGCCCCGGCUUCUACGGGCUCAACGUGAGCUCGCUGCCGUACUGGCUGCUCGGCUGCAGCGCUGUCGUCGCUGCGCUCACGCUGGUGGCGCUUCUGUGCGUGUGCUUCAAGCGCCGUGUGCUUCCCCGAACUCCGCAGGCUCCGACCGGCCGCACCACCAUAGCGCUUGCGUGUCCCAGCUCGCUGGGACUGCACAAUCCGACCGACAUCGUGGUGUGCCCGUCGUGCAGCGGCAGCAUGCACGAAGCGGCCUUUCACCUGGACCCCACGGCCGUCACGCUGUGGAACCUGCCGCUCUCCAGGAGCCUCAACCCUUCGCCGCACCUCGGCGCCGCCCCCGCGCCACCGCGCGUGGCGCAUGCCGCAGCCGGCGAUGACGUAGCGCGGGCCGAUGGUCGCGCCCUCUACGUACACGGUCCGCAUAGCGAGAAGCCAACAAUGCGUGACAGUAAAAUGACAUAGACGAAGGGCUUAAUAUGAAGAGAGAAAGGGGGAGCUCGCUCUACAUUCGCAAUACAUACAUACAUACAUACAUACAUACAUACAUACAUACAUACAUACAUACAUACAUACAUACAUACAUACAUACAUACAUACAUACAUACAUACAUA
Messenger RNA from Rhipicephalus sanguineus (brown dog tick), 874 nucleotides. RefSeq lists its product as uncharacterized. Bases 149 to 724 code for a protein of 191 amino acids. The record is from RefSeq and is a predicted model, not a curated record. The transcript is spliced from 4 exons. Lineage: Eukaryota; Metazoa; Arthropoda; Arachnida; Ixodida; Ixodidae.